This is a messenger RNA of Neopsephotus bourkii (Bourke's parrot), 2097 nucleotides long. It is a transcript of the gene SLC39A3, whose product is annotated as solute carrier family 39 member 3. Bases 342 to 1283 code for a protein of 313 amino acids. Gene Ontology annotation, biological process: zinc ion transmembrane transport. Gene Ontology annotation, cellular component: plasma membrane. The transcript is spliced from 3 exons. Gene Ontology annotation, molecular function: zinc ion transmembrane transporter activity. The record is from RefSeq and is a predicted model, not a curated record. NCBI's taxonomy places the organism in Eukaryota, Metazoa, Chordata, Aves, Psittaciformes, Psittacidae.
CUCUAUAUAGGGCCCUCUGCUUUAUAUCAUAUCUCUUCUUGCUGGCAUGGUUCAUUACGGGCUUCUAAGCCAAGCAGUACCUGUCCUAAGUUAAUUCUUUAUUACAGAAGGCUUUCAGGCUGGUGAAGCAGUCCAGACGUUGGCAGUGCUGGGUCCUGAACACUGGGCUGUUGACAAGAGCAGGCAAGGAAAAGCACAAGGGGCCGAGUCCAGGAGCACCUUCCCCUUGAGGUCUGCCUGCGCCGUUGCCUGCUGAUGUGCCUGCUCUAAGGGCAGCUGGAGGGACCCCUACUAACUGCUGUCCACAGGGCCAUUGACCUGAGUGUUCACCAGGAAGCACAAUGAAGAUUGUGGUGGCCAAAGUGCUGUGUCUCCUGGGCAUCGGUGUCCUCAUGCUGCUGGGGUCCCUCCUUCCUGUCAAGAUAAUCGAGGCUGAUUACGAGAAAGCUCAUCGCUCCAAGAAGGUUCUUGCCCUCUGCAAUUCCUUUGGAGGAGGAGUCUUCCUGGCCACGUGCUUCAAUGCUUUGCUGCCUGCUGUGAGAGAAAAGCUCAAUGAAGUUCUUAGGCAGGGGAACGUGACCACUGACUACCCGGUGGCUGAGACCAUCAUGAUGGUUGGCUUCUUUGUGACGGUCUUUGUGGAGCAGCUCAUCUUGACCUUCCAGAAGGAAAAACCUUCCUUCAUUGACUUGGAGACCUUCAAUGCUGGCUCGGAUGUCGGGAGUGACUCUGAAUACGAGAGUCCUUUCAUCGCAUCAUCCCGCGGGCGCCCCUUGUACAGUGAGCACGGUCACCACUCGCAUGGCCUGAGCAUCCGGGAGCUUUCCCGCUCCAGCCCCAUACGCCUCAUUGGGCUGGGGUUUGCUUUGUGUACACACUCCAUCUUCGAGGGCCUGGCCCUGGGCUUGCAGGAGGAAGGUGGCAAACUCAUGAGCUUGUUCAUAGGAGUGGCCAUUCACGAGACGCUGGUGGCAGUGGCAUUGGGCAUCAGCAUGGCUAAGGCCUCGUUGCCACUGAAGGAUGCUGUGAAGAUGGCUGUGGCAGUGAGCCUGAUGAUUCCUCUGGGCAUUAGCAUUGGGAUGGGGAUUGAGAGCACCCAAAACGCAGCCAGCAGCAUUACUUCCCUGCUCCUGCAGGGCAUCGCAGGGGGCACUUUCUUGUUCAUCACCUUCUUUGAGAUCCUUGCAAAGGAGUUGGAAGAGAAGAACAACCGUCUCUUGAAGGUUCUGUUCCUGGUGCUGGGCUAUGCAGCUCUGGCUGGGCUGGUCUUCUUCAAGUGGUGAACACAGAAGCAAUGGGAAGCAAACCUCACCUCCUUCCCUUGCAAAGAGCACCAGAGAUGAGCUUCUCUUCAGCCAAGGGGGAUGCUGAAGCUCAAUGGCUCAGUGAAACAUCACAGUCCAGGUGGUAUUUCCAUAUUGACCUAAAGAAGGAGAAUUUCUUCCUGUGUGCUCAGAGGGACAUGAAGAUAAGGAGUGUCCCAAUGUAGGUGCCACAGGUAUUGUCCCUCCUCCCUGGAUCUGCAGGCACAGCAGCUUGUGGAGAGAUUAGUUGAGACAAACAGUAAGAAUCGGAUUCGAAGGCUGCCUUCAAGGAGCUCAUCAGGCAUGUGGUUUCCUGUUAAUCUGCACAGCCAGCCCCCUCCCUCCUGCCCCUCACACUCAUUACACAAUCUGGAGCUGAGACUCUGCUCCCUUCACUCUUGGGCUCUGAGAAGGUGAGAAACAAUAACAGCAAUACAGUCAAAAACAAGUGUGGUCAUGGAUUGCACAGCUGCACUAAGCUGCUUUUCUAGCUUAGUUCUGAGCAAUGCCUGGUUGUGAGAGCUGCCAAAAAUCAUCCCUUCUGGGCCCGUGGUGUGCCUGGUGCCACAGCUCCCCCCCAACAGAGCUUCCAUCCUAACCCAUGGUGACUCAGGAGCUUUUGUUUUGCACUCAUUAAUGGACAAAAUGAGGCCAGGUCCCUGUCCCGUGUUUCAUUCUCCACAUCUCACCCAUAUGAUGAGCAUUCCAUACGGAAAACCUGCAGCAGAGUGCUAAUGUACCAUUUGGAAAUCUUCAUGUCCCUGUCCGACGGCCUUUCUGCAGCAUUCCUACA